UUCUAUAUAUCUGAAUUUUCUUCGUUGGCGAAAUCGAUAACAGAUGCCGUUUACCUUUUUCCUCCAUGAUUGUGCUGCAUUUUUGCAUAAUCUGCCCACUAUAGCACUUUGUCCGUACGUCGGGCGAUAUUCGACCCUUCCGUCUUUCUCUUUUCUUUCCCCGAUAGGUACUCACGUUCUAUACUCCUAUAGCUCAUUAUAGGGAGAACCUACGACGUACUCGAUUUGUGCGCCGAAAAAAAUUACUUUGAACAUCGAGUUCGACGGUGCGCGUCCGUCUGGUGUAUGGGUAUAUGUGGUCUGUCUAACUCUUAGACCUUACUACCUUAGUGCCGUUUAGUUCGUUGUGGUUUUCUUGCUGACUGCUGACCGGUUGUUGAACAAGCUCGACUAUGAAAUAAUACUAAAAUACUAUCGUAUUGCUGUCCAGAAGCAAGCGUACACACAUUGGUUGCGACAAUCCUGCCCAUAUCACCAUACGAUCUUAACGUUCAAGGAUCAUUUACUCGAAUACUAUAAACACGUAUCAGUCGUGUAAGAUACAUACACUAUGGACAACGAAAAGGACAUUGAGAGCGGCCAAUCAAUAAAUGACAAUAAUAUGGAGGAUAUUUCUCAACCAGAUUUGCUGUGCCAUACCUAUGCAGUUGAUUCUCAAGUGGCAAGUAAAACACAUUUAGACAUAAACCAUUCAUUGUCAUUUAGUAAUGCUUCUUGUGAACAUUCUAAAAUUCAAGAAGAAGAAUGCGCUUUUUUAACAAAUAACCUACAGAGUGUUCAUCUGACACGUGACAAUCCAUUAUCCAUUAAUCUUCCAUCACGGAGACGUCGAUUGAUACCCAUCAACAAUAAACCUAAUGAUUAUGACUAUGAAUCAAGUUCCGGCAGUGAAUUCAGUGACAAUACUGAUAGAUUCUUAAAUGUGGACCUCGGAAACAAAUCAAUACCUGAGUUAACAGCUGAAGAAGAACUCAAAGAUGAACGAAACUGGAGGUCUUGUACGGUAACUGGUGUUGUUAGUAAGAUUGAUAUGAAAGUAAUAGAGCCUUAUAAGUGUGUGCUAUCACAUGGUGGUUAUAUGACAACUGGUUCACACAAUGCUAUUAUUGUAUUUAGUGCAUGCUAUUUACCGCAUCGUGAUCGUGUAGACUACAAUUAUGUUAUGAAUAAUCUAUUUGCAUAUGUUGUUUCAACUUUGGACCAACUAGUUACAGAAGAUUAUGUUCUAGUCUAUCUUCAAGGGGGUACUUCUAAGGAUUGUGUUCCUGGUUUCUCUUGGCUGAAACGUUGUUACAAGAUGAUUGAUAGAAAACUAAGGAAAAAUUUGAAAUUUUUGUAUUUGGUUCAUCCGACGUUUUGGUUAAAAACUCUUGUAUUAAUGAUCAAACCAUUUGUAAGCUCAAAAUUUGGCAACAAGAUACAUUUCAUCAACAGCUUAGAUGAACUCUAUGACUGUGUGCCAGUUGAAAGAGCUAGUAUACCAGAUAGGGUAAAACAAUUUGAUUGUACAAAAUCAAAUUCUAACAAGUAGUAUUUUUUUUCACCCAUCAACUAUUUAUUAAUAUUACUACUAUUGUUUAAAAUUCUUCCUUAAGCCUAUAUACUAGCCUAAUUUUAUCAGUCUGCAUUAGUUAUAUAGCCCAGGAAAAUAACUACUCAUUUUAAAACGAACUGUUAUAUUUAUUAUAUAUAUAUUUUUUUCUAUUCUCUGUAGUUAUGUUAUUUAUUAAAAAAGAAAAAAAUAUUUACACUUAAAGCUAAAUCCACUUAUAAGAUGAUUUUUUAAAUCUAAUAUUGAAUAAUUAUUCACCAUUUUAUUU
Acyrthosiphon pisum (pea aphid) is the source of this 1820-nucleotide messenger RNA. Its product is annotated as kiser-like. NCBI's taxonomy places the organism in Eukaryota, Metazoa, Arthropoda, Insecta, Hemiptera, Aphididae. Gene Ontology annotation, cellular component: mitochondrial intermembrane space; cytoplasm. The coding region runs from base 551 to 1531 and encodes 326 amino acids. The transcript is spliced from 2 exons. The record is from RefSeq and is a predicted model, not a curated record.